Osmerus eperlanus (European smelt) is the source of this 1194-nucleotide messenger RNA. Its product is annotated as T-cell ecto-ADP-ribosyltransferase 2-like. The record is from RefSeq and is a predicted model, not a curated record. NCBI's taxonomy places the organism in Eukaryota, Metazoa, Chordata, Actinopteri, Osmeriformes, Osmeridae. Bases 124 to 933 code for a protein of 269 amino acids. Gene Ontology annotation, molecular function: NAD+ poly-ADP-ribosyltransferase activity; NAD+-protein-arginine ADP-ribosyltransferase activity. The transcript is spliced from 3 exons.
CUCAUCAGUUUGUUGUUCUGACUUUGUGAGACAAGAAACUCUUCGCAUCAGGCUCCAGUGCUGUCUUUUGAACUUUGAAGAUUCGAACAAGACUUGGCUUCAACCGUCACACCUGGAGACAAGAUGAUCUUUACCCUGCUGAUCCUCCUCCAUGUCUGCAUCCUGACUGUGGACUCUAUGGUGAUCUCUCCACUCUCUGAAGGGUCCGGCAUCCAAAAGCGAGAUGUCUACACUUUAGACAUGGCCCCUAACACUGUAGAUGACAUGUACAACGGCUGCACCGAAGACAUGCAUAAAGUAGUAAAUAAUUAUUUAAAAGAAGAAUUAAACAGAAAAAAAUUCAAAAACAUCUGGAACGGGGAUGAGUGUAACACCUGGGCCACAGAAAAGUUGAAGAAUGACAAGGGUCUCACAUUAGAUCAUUUCAAGGCUUUAUUUGUUUACACAUCAAAAAAAGCUGAUAAUAAUCAUUUUUUUUAUGAUUUCAUGAAGGAAGUAAGAGCGAAGGGGCCAGAAUACCCAAGUGGCUUUAGUUACAACGCUUUGCACUUCUUUUUGUCUGAUGCGAUCCGUAUCCUCAAAGAGAAACAACCAGGCUGCGUCAUCACAUACCGAAGAACAAAGGACACUUAUAACGUUAAAGUUAAUGAUGAAAUUCGUUUUGGAUUCUUCGCUUCCAGUUCUCUCGAUAGGGGUCUGGCUAAAUAUGGAGCGCAGGACUGCUUUCAGAUCAACACAUGCUACGGCGCUAACCUCAAGAGUAAUGAAGUUUAUGAUCAGGGAGAGGUGUUGAUUCCACCUUAUGAGGUGUUCAAGGUAACUGCAGUUGAACUUGAAAAUAAAAACGUUUUAAAGUGUGAAAAAAUGUACAUACUGGAAAAAACAUCGAAACCUGUAAGCAAUUUUAACUGUAAAGCAGUUAUCAAGCAGUAAAGCUAUACGCAAAGCAAACUUUUUUCUUCUCUCAUUAGUGAAAAUAAAGACGCAUUAUUUGAUGAUGUACAAUGGCAGCACCACUAGCUUAACAUUCUUUAGAAAGUAUCCGAAUAGUUAGAUAAAUAAAAGGUUGUUUAAGUAGUAAAACAUACAGCUGACUGAAGUGCUGAAAGUCCAAAUCUGUAAGUCUGAAAAAGUGUAUGCCAUUUGCUUUUAAUCUUUUGCCAAUAACUAAUUCUUUACCUUAGCCAAGUCGUU